Molecule: messenger RNA, 213 nt
Organism: Dibothriocephalus latus
Lineage: Eukaryota; Metazoa; Platyhelminthes; Cestoda; Diphyllobothriidea; Diphyllobothriidae
Source: the annotation of a GenBank genome assembly
AUGGAGGUUUCUGUUGAGGAAAUGUCCCGAUACGUCUCGCCCAUAAAUCCGGCAAUGUAUUCCACCCUCACUCUGCUGCUGACCAGCAUAGGAGUCUUCUUCACGGCCUGGUUCUUCUCGACUCAAUUCACAAUGAGCAGAGAACUGAAGCACGGCAGGGUGGUCAACCGUUGCGUUUAUUACGGCUUCCCUAUAUCACGACGGACUAAUUAA